This is a messenger RNA of Malus domestica (apple), 4338 nucleotides long. RefSeq lists its product as uncharacterized. Gene Ontology annotation, biological process: ubiquitin-dependent protein catabolic process. NCBI's taxonomy places the organism in Eukaryota, Viridiplantae, Streptophyta, Magnoliopsida, Rosales, Rosaceae. The record is from RefSeq and is a predicted model, not a curated record. Gene Ontology annotation, cellular component: endoplasmic reticulum. Gene Ontology annotation, molecular function: ubiquitin-like protein conjugating enzyme binding; ubiquitin protein ligase activity.
GAACCGGCUUGGCUCCAAGGCGGUAUAUUCCCAGUCGCUUAUCCGCCAUUGGCGCCUCUCUCUCUCUCAUACACAAAACACAGAGGAAAGAAGAAAUAAAAGAAGCAGCUGGCUCCUGCGUCCUUGGCCGAUCCUAUACCUAUACAUAUACAUAUAGGAAAGUAACCUUGUUUGUUGCUUAUUUUCUGCAAGUGGGUGACUGAAAUUGUUCUGGAUUCAACUGGGUUCUUGUUCCUAAAGGAAUAAGAUUCGUGGAAUUAUAUGGAGAUGGGGAGUAAUAUAAGGGAAGAAAUCAUGAUUUUGGAUUUAAACCAAGAGCCUUUAGACCAACUGCCUGAUUCGGUGAUCGGAUUAGAUAACAUACUCGAUGAGCUUGAAACUGCCCAUGGACGCAUUGAAGAACGUAUCAGACAACUAGAAGCAGUCACUUCCAGGGCUAGGCAGCGUCAGAGGUGGCGACAAGCUCAAAUUUCCCCUCAAAUUGUGAAUAUCACUGCUGGUGUUGUUGCUUCUGAUACACAAAACGAACACAGUCAGAAUGAGGACGAUGCUCCAGCUGCCCGAGAAACAGUGGAAUCUGGCAAAACCAACAGAGGUGAUAACAUGCAUUUGAUAGCCAAGGCACUGGGGAUGGAUACAAAUGUGAAAAAGGCAGAGCCUCAUACUGGGAGCUUUUUUGAUUGUCAUAUAUGCUUGGAUAUGGCAAGAGAUCCUAUAUUGACAUGUUGCGGUCAUUUGUUUUGUUGGCCUUGCUUCUAUCAGUUGUCGUAUGCGGAUUCAAAUGCAAAGGAAUGCCCCGUGUGUAAGGGAGAAGUAACUGAUACAAGUCUGAUUCCAAUUUACGGGAAUGGGGAUGGUAAAUGUUUUCGCAAGUCAAACGAGUCUGUUUCAAAGGCCCCUCCUAGGCCCCCUGCACACAGGAUUGAGGGUUUGAGGCAGCAGCGUAUUAGGCGGGGCCCAUCUUCUACAUUGAUUGAAGAAAGGAUUCAGCAACUUAGCAACAUAGUUGGUUCAAUGGGGGAGAGAAGACGGUCACGGGAUAGUUUCCAUGCACAAGUCAUGGCUGAAAGAACUAGUUUCGUGCCCAGCCAGGACCAGACAUCACAGGCAUCACCUGCCACUGAGACAAGAAACCAACACCAGCAUGAUUCCCUUCAAGUUUCAAGAUUAUUACUACAAGGAGCCGCUUCAGUAUCUUCCCUUUCAUCAGCAUUGAAUACUGCAUUGGAUUCAGCAGAAAGAUUAGUCGAGGACCUCGAGGAAUAUAGUAAUGGUCACCAUGUUAGAAGAAACCGUCAUCAAUCUUUACAUAUUGAUAAUGGAGAUACAUCUGUGAGCAUUGCUGCAGUUAUACAACCAGAAACGCAGACUUCUGAUACUGCUGCUGAAAUCAACUCUGAUGCGCUCCCCUCUGCUUCCUUUAUAAGAACUGAUACCAUUAUUGUGGAUCAGCCAACAGGUUCAGAAACAAAUUUUGCAUUGCAUCCCUCAUCUUCUAGGAGAACUAAUUCAAGAGGUUCUGAUUCAAACAAUGGAUAUACAUCUGAACCUAGAAGGAGAAGGUUGAGAUAAACAAAAAGCUGUUUCCUGGAGAUAUAGAUCAAUAUAAUACAAGGUUCCUCAUCAUCAUCCUGCAAACUUUUUUGUUUGCAGAAGGUUUCCGAAUUUAGUUCAUAUGGCUGUGUUUGGCAACCAUGUAUGAAGUUCUGACUGCUGUUAAAAGCAUUUUUGAAUUCAUUCUGUAAAAAGGUACUGAAAUUUGAUGUAUGGCAUCUGGGCUAUCUAUAAGAGCACCUUUUUGUCCUCUUUCCAAGAAUUGAACUUUCCAUGGAAGAAUCUUUCGGUGUUGUUCUCUUUCAAAGGAUAUAUUGAGGAUAGUUUCUGGUGUUAUGCCAUGGCACAGGGUCCUUUUUGUAUGCCAAAGAGCAGUCUAUAUUUGUAAGUCUUAUAGGUGCUAAUUCUUGAUUCUGUAUGCUUGUACAUGCUUUAUAUCUUGGUAAAUAUAUAUGUACUACUACUAGCUUUUGAAACUGUCAGCUGCUAGUUCUUUAAACUGAUACUUUCUUGGAUUUUAUUAUGACAAGUCCAAAACUAAUGGCUGGUUGUGGCAUUAUUUUGCUGACCAACUCUACUUUCGUUGAGUUUACUUGAUCCUUCGAUUAAUUCUGCAUUAAGUUAUCAGGCACCAUUAUUCAUAUUGUAUAUUUUGGUUGGAUGAUCAAGUGUUAAGAUAAGGUCAUUUGAGUUCAUACCAUUUGCCACCCAAUCCUCUAGGUUUGGAAGUAGAAAUAAAGAUAAUACGAUGGCAUUUUUCAAUGCUAAACAUUGACUUCUUGAAAUACCUUGGACAUGCAAGUGGUAAGAAGAAGAUUAGGAUUGCCAAUUUUUUCAAUUGAUUUGUGAGGGAUGUUGACAUUUAGCUCUAAAGAGAAAGAUUUCAGUUAGGGCUAUACUUUGUAAUAAGAACCUAUUUCUAAUGUCUUUUAAGAUGGCAGAAAUGUGACAAGGUAGCAAAUCUUAUCACUCAAAAUGGAAAGAAAAAAAAAAUUGGAAACAGCUGGUUGUCAGUCGCGUUCUUUUUGGUCUUCGUAGGUUUUUAAGUUGAAAGUCUGUACAUCAGUAGGCGUCUAAUUAAUUUUCAAAAUACAUAUGAAAACUACUCGGUCAAUGUUUGGUGCAUGAGUUUGGGCUGCCAAACUCUGAAAGUUCGAUCACUUUCCUGUUAAGUAUCCUUUGGAACAAAAGGUCGAUUUCCCAUAUUUAGACUCAAAUGCUAAUAAAUCCUGAGUGGUUUUCAAUCUUUGAUGGGCUGAUAUUCGGUUUGUAGAUUUCUCACUCUGUUAUUUUAUGACCUUAUCCUUGUCGAUGCUGGAGUUAGUUACUUUUAUUUGUUCCAUAUUAGGGCAUAUAUCGUCUAUUUUGUUGUCUGACUCGCCAGCUUCAGUUAUGCAUAUUGGUGAUUUAUAAGAUGCCAUAAAUUACAUUUAUAGAACAUCAAGUUUCUGUCUUUUCUGUCUUCGUGCAAGUUUGAUACAGUGCAUGAGUUACAAUGAGCAAUUUGUUUUUUACUGUGAUCAGGGUCAAGUAUUUGUCCUUUUGUAUGCUAGUGAUCACCUAAACAAGUAUCAUACAUUCACAGCUAAAAAACAGACUAUUUUUCUUGUUACCAGGGGAAAGUCAUUACCAUAUCCUGGAAUGAGAAAUAAAUGUUUAUGGAUAGAAAAUGAUCUCGUUCCACUUCCCCUCUCUUAGUAGUAGUUCUUUCAUAGAUCAUUGAAAGUAGUUAUACAAUGAAGAAGUUACUCAUUGGAAACAUCGAUAUGAUUAUGUAAGGUUGAAAAUGAAGAUGACUUAAAAGAGUGUGAGUCCAUAUCAAAAUAUUUAAUGUGAGAUUUUAUGAAGAUGCACCAUCUUUUCAAUGAAUUUCUCUGGCUUGAUGCUUAUCUCUUGGUCGUUCAGUUCUUCUUGUGGCAUACUUCAGAUCUGUGUUGGUUUAGAUGUUUGCCUCAAUUGUGGCCAUCGACUCGAUCAUGGUAAAUCACCUCAGUUAUAUAGAUGAGUUAUUGCCGCAAGGUUGUUUUUUGGUUUCAGUUCAAAAUUCAAAUUGAUUGACAUUGCUUGAAGGGACGUGGAAAUAGACGACAAAAGAAGUUUAUUGGAGUGGAUAUGGUUGGUUUACAACCCGAUUUUAAAGAGGUAUUCUUUAUAUUUUACAUGCAAAGUACGCCAGUGUUGAAACCAUGGUUAUUUCUUCUCUGGUAAAUAGAUUUUUUUCGUAAACUUUAUCUCUCUCUGAAGUGUCAACCCUGUCCCUUGGAUUCUUAAAUCACAUAGAGUUGAACCCCUAACGGUUAGUUUGAUAUAAGUAUGCUCCAUUAACCUCAUCUGCUUACUUGUUUGCUAUGUUGCUCAAAGAACUGAUUAUUGCAUAAUGCCGUAAAAGCUUUGAAUGUUUCUGUUUCAGGAGUGUGAUUGCUGCUGUUGAAAUUGAAAGCGCAAGUUGCAGCUGACUGAGAUUAAGGUGCGAUUGCAUUGCAUGUAAUUGUGGUGCUGUGUAUUACAUUUUGCAAGAUUUAUUAGAUUUGAAUCGAGUUUAUUCCUCUCAAAAGAGAAGUAUACAAUGUUGGUAGACAAAUGCAUAAAAGGCAUAUAUAAAGCCCCAAAUCUAUCUGAGCCUAAACAUAUGUAACAGAUUUGUUUGGGUAUUGGUUGAGGGAGGUGGCUCUCGAACACAUGUUCAACGCCUUCUCCUCCAAUUUUGGUACACGAUUAUUAUCUGUUUAAGUUUCUUAAGCAUUCGCUGCCAUUAAUUAAUGUUAUUUAUCUUUGGAAAGCAAA